AUCAAUAACACGCUCUUAUUAUCGCAAUUCUGUGGGUGGCUUACUAGUGUUCGACAUCACGAAUCGCCGAUCUUUUGAACACGUGAAAGACUGGCUAGAAGAAGCAAAAAUGCACGUACAGCCCUUUCAGAUUGUGUUCCUGUUAGUAGGACAUAAAUGUGACCUAGUGUCACAGCGUGAGGUUACAAGAGAAGAAGCCGAAAAACUGUCAUCUGACUGUGGUAUGAAAUAUAUAGAAACUUCAGCGAAAGAUGCCACGAAUGUUGAAGAGUCCUUUACCAUUCUUACCCGAGACAUCUAUGAACUUGUAAAAAAGGGAGAAAUCUCAAUACAAGAUGGAUGGGAAGGUGUGAAGAGCGGCUUUGUUCCAAAUGUUGUACAUUCGUCAGAAGAGGCUGUAAAGCCCAGAAGACAGUGCAUCUGCUGA
Messenger RNA from Eurypyga helias (sunbittern), 427 nucleotides. RefSeq names its product RAB39A, member RAS oncogene family (gene RAB39A). The transcript has a single exon. Gene Ontology annotation, cellular component: Golgi membrane. The annotation marks the transcript as partial. Gene Ontology annotation, molecular function: GTP binding; GTPase activity. The record is from RefSeq and is a predicted model, not a curated record. Lineage: Eukaryota; Metazoa; Chordata; Aves; Eurypygiformes; Eurypygidae.